Molecule: messenger RNA, 432 nt
Organism: Penicillium coprophilum
Lineage: Eukaryota; Fungi; Ascomycota; Eurotiomycetes; Eurotiales; Aspergillaceae
Exons: 1
Coding region: 1-432 (143 amino acids)
Source: RefSeq, a predicted model, not a curated record
AUGGCUUUACAUGUCUAUACCACCACAGAGAAUGGACGCUGGGGCUGGGAUUUUUACAUUGAACUUGACAUGCCCUUCUGGAGAGGGUUUGUUCGGAUGAGCUGGAUGCACUUCUUGGAUAGUGAUCAGAGUGGGAUAACGCAAUGUAUAGGUCGGCUCAGCUGCAAACUUAAGUCCGAGUCCAAACUACACAAGAUCGCGACUAUUGAGGAAGCGGAGGUGCCACAGGUUCACGAAAUCUGCAUUUCAGCGAUUGAGUCACUACGUGAACUGCUCGACUUUGCAAAUAGCGAUGGUCCCAUGGUGCCUGCACGUUUGACGGAAUUGCAAAGGCGGUGGUGGUUGUUGGUUUGGAAGACAGCCCUUGAGAAUGGGAUUUUUACGCCUCUUGACUCCGUACUUUGCAUCCCACCCCUCUCUGAAGACUUUUAG